GGACAGGGGAGGACAGAACAGGACAGAACAGGGGAGGACAGGACAGGGGAGGACAGAGCAGGACAGAACAGGGGAGGACAGAACAGGACAGUGGAGGGCAGGGGAGGACAUGACAGGGGAGGACAGGACAGGACAGGGGAGGACAGAACAGGACAGUGGAGGGCAGGGGAGGACAGGACAGAACAGGUCAGGGGAGGACAGGGGAGGACAGGACAGGAGAAGACAGGACAGGGGAGGACAGAACAGGUCAGGGCAGGACAGGACAGGAUAGAGAAGGGCAGGACAGGACAGGGGGUACUUCAGGACCAGGUUUGGGAACGUGUGUGAAUCAUUUGCCUUUUAAACGGGAAUUUCCCGAGCCAAAUGAGGCGCUGUGGAGUCGCGUGUGUUUAUACCGAGCUUCUUUAUGCUAUCGACGAAGAAGAAAAUGGCGUCACGACUCAUAACAGUCCGAGGUCGACAAAUGAAGAUUUUAUUUCGUCUCGCUAACUAAACGAUGUUUUUCAGACUGAAAUAGUGACAGAAUGGAAAUCAUGGCUGCAAAUAUGCUAACUAGCGCCCCUGCUCUGGCCAUGCUGGCCCCAUCGCCAUGUGUGGAGGACCCGGGUCCCCCACUCGGGACGUCAGACAGCGAAGACUAUGUGUUUGUCGAGCCUCGACAUCCCAACAAGGUCCUGGAAGGCUUGAACAGCCUGAGGCUUAACAAUGCUUUCUGCGAUGUCACGCUGUGCUGUGGAGGCCAGGAGUUCCCCUGUCAUCGCAUCGUUCUUGCCUCCUUCAGCUCCUACUUCCAGGCUAUGUUUUCCACUGACCUGAUGGAGUCGCGGCAGGAACGAGUGGCCAUCAACGGCGUGGAGCCUCAGAUGAUCGGCCAGCUUGUCAGCUACGCUUACACAGCCGAGGUGGUGAUCUCCAAGGCCAACGUACAGGCCCUCCUGGCUGCAGCCAACCUGCUGGACGUCAUGGCAGUGCGUGAAGCCUGCUGCAGGUUCAUGGAGCGUCAGAUGGACGAGAUCAACUGUGUGGGUAUCCACUGCUUUGCUGAGGCUCACUCGUGUAAAGAGCUGGAGCGUUGCAGCAUGGAGUACAUCCAGCAGCACUUUAGCACUGUAUGCCAACAGGAGGAGUUCCUCUCGCUGUGUGCCGAUAAACUGACCGAGAUUAUUUCUAGCGAUCACCUCAACGUGCCACAGGAGGAGACUGUGUUUGAGGCGGCCAUGCUCUGGUUGGAGAAGUGUGCUUCCCGCAGGCAGAGCUUUGAAAAGGUUCUCGAACACAUCCGGCUGCCUCUGAUCAGUCCCUAUUACAUCCACGACGUGAUCGAGUCUUUGGAUGUAGUGAAAGAGUCCCGGAAGUGCCAGGAACUGAUCUCUGAAGCCAAGGACUUCCUGCUGCUUCAGGACCGCAGAGGAGAACUGUACAGCCCCAGAACUCGACCUCGCAGGGCCAUGGGAACAGCUGAGGUUAUAGUGACAGUGGGAGGGGAGGAUGAUAAAGUCGUGCUCAGGAGCGUGGAGAGCUUUGACCCCAUGACCAGCCAGUGGAAAAGCCUCGCUUGCCUUCCGUUUGCUGUGAGUAAGCACGGAUUGGUGGUGUCAGGUUCCAUGCUUUAUCUGGCUGGUGGUGAAUUCCCAGAUGGCUCGGCCAGCAGAGAGAUGUGGCGCUACGACCCCUGCUUUGAUUCAUGGUUAGAGAUGGCUCCAAUGAAUGUAGCUAGAUCAGAACUAGGUCUAGUGAUGCUAGAUGGAUACGUGUUUGCAGUGGGAGGCUGGGAGGGCCGCUCUCGUCUCGACUCGGUUGAGUGCUAUAAUCCGCACACUAAUACAUGGCAGUUCAUGGAGUCGGUUAAAAUGGCUGUCACCAGUCCUGCUGUGGUUGCACUGGAUGGACUGCUUUAUGUCACAGGUGGUGCAGUUCUUGAAGAUGGAGAUGGAACCGACCUUGCGCAGGUCUUCAACCCUAAGACGCAUGUGUGGACAGAAGUGGCUCCAAUGCAGAUCGCCCGCUCAGGGUCUGCAGCCUGCACUCUGAAGGGCAAAAUCUAUGUUAUAGGUGGAUGGCAUGCCUCAACAGAGAACACAGAUAAAGUAGAAUGCUAUGACCCAAAGAGUAACAGGUGGACUAUGUGUGCACCAAUGAAGGAGCGACGUUAUCGGCCUGGAGUGGCAGUUGUGGAUGGGAAAAUCUAUGUGUUGGGAGGAGAGGAGGGCUGGGACAGGUACCAUGACACAAUUGAGCGGUACUGUGACAAGACUGACAGCUGGGAAAUUGUUGGCGAGAUGCCAACAAGUCGUAGCUGGUUAAGCUGUGUCUCUCUGCAGAUGAGGAAAGAAUCUCACGCUGCUGGACACCCCGGCACUGCUGCAGAGGCCGAGUUUCCUGUGGACUGAUGGCAUCUGGAUAACGAUGUGCAUUAAGCCUCACACUCUGUGUGCCUGCCACACCCAGCAACCAUGGGGCUGUGUGUGUGUGUGAGAGAGAAGGCCAUGAGAGAAUGAAUCGUUCGAUGGACGUAGUUUUCAGUUUGCAAAGGACACGCUAGCGAACCGGCUGGUCUGAUGAAACUAACGAAACUACUCAUGUGCCAAUGUUGUGGAGUCCAUUCGUUGCUGUGGAUGGAUGAUUAUCAUGUGUAGCACAUGUCUGUGUACGUCAUCUCCCUGAAUGUGUGGAAACAUGUAUACAGGGUACCCUGUGAGCUCUGAGCACCUCACAAUGGUCAAAUAGUGAUGUUGUUUCUCCCCACCCCCUUAACCGCCACUAUAGUGAAAUAUUUUUGUAUUGUAUUUUGGUGAUUGUUUGUACUUAUUAGGUUUGUAUGUUAGACAUUGUAUAACAGUGGGUUAUCUGUGUUAUUUAGCUGCCACGCUCUAGUAUGGAUGAGAUGGUACAAAAAAUUAUACAACAAAUUUUCUGUCUAUUAAGGGAUCUGAAAGAGAGUAUCACACGCAUAUGUUUUAUAUCUAUACAGUAGCUCAGCAAUGUAAAAAAAAAAGCAAAAAAACCACUAAAAAUUGCACAAUUCUUUUUCAUUAAGACUUUCUAGUCACUCACUGUUCUAAAUUAACGCUUUAAGACACUAUGGGGCCAUAUUCGCAAAAAAAAAAAUCUUAAGAUGUUGCCAUUUAAGGAGAAAUGCAUGUAAAGUGGGUGUGAGUCCUAUGUUUUUCAGUCUAAAUUUAAUGUACAAGGUGUUGUAGCAUUAAAGUGACGGUCCGGAAGACUCUUGUGUCACUCAGCACAAAACACAAACGGUUCUAAAAUUGUUUUAUACAAUUUAGUCAAAGCGCUUCAGUGAGUUCAUGAUGGGGGAAAAAAGUGUCAUUGUGUCAGCUUCAUGAUGGUUUAAAAAUGAUGGGAGUAGUCAUGGGAGCAAUCAUCUCGCUUACUAGAAGUAGCAAUGCAGAUGACCAGGGAAUAUCUUCAUAACCCCUGAGUCGUGUUAUACUGUACACCUGCCUGCCGGUUUUAUUAUGUACACUAUAAUCAUGUUACAAACUCAUUCCACAAAUCAUGCAUCACCUGACUGCAGAGUGCGUUAUAAGUCAGGCAGUUCCCCAUUUCCUAGCGUCAAGUCAGUUUUAAAAUGAAGUGCUGGGAUGGUCAAAACUGGAUGGUGCGAGGAGUAGCGUUGCGUCGCGUCGUUACAGCUCCAGUGUCUGUGGGUUAAUCCAGAGCUCAGGUUACUCUAUGUGCAGAGGUUUUAUUUAUUUAUUUAUUUAUUUUUAUUAAGAUGUUCUCUCCCUGACAUUCUGGGUUUCCUCCAGGUUCUCUAGUUUCCUCCAAACUCCCAAAAACAAGCUGGUCCCUAGGUGUGAAUAUGUGCUCAAGCAUCCCAGCCAGACUGUUUUUCCGCAUCUUGCCCAGUGUUCCUGGGAUAGGCUCUGGAUCUUCUGCCUCCCUGUCCAGGAUAACGCAGUUACAGAGGAUGGAUGGAUGAGUGGAUGGAUGGAUGGUCUAAUGAAUGGUCAAACACCUAACCUUAGAGACUUGAAUGUGUUAUGAUAGUUGGUGUUACUCAUGCAUGCACUAGCAUCUACUAGUACUACUGGGCUUUUUACAGGGAUAGACUUUGGCUCCGUUGCGGCCCUGGCCACAAUAAAACGGUUAUUAAAAAUGAUUAGUAUCGAACUGCAGAUUACAAGAGCAGAAGUCCUUGUCAAGUGCUAAUGUCAGCAUACAAGAAGAGAUUUAUUGUCUCCAGAGGGCACUGAGGCAUCAGAUCUGUUCUGGAAGGAUCUGAAUGCGGUCCAAGCAGCUUCAUGCCACUGGUGUGAACAGCUGGUGGAGGCCGUGUGAUGUUGUGUAGAAUGUUUUUCUAGUACACUUUACUGGUCCCUGAUACUCGGUGAAGAACAUCUGGACAGUGUGAUGUACCCAAAACUACAUGCAUUCAUGGCAACAGUUUGUCCAUAUCAGAACACUGCUGGUGAUGUAAUCGCACAAGUCACAAGCAGAGCUUAAUUUGAGCCGGAUCCUGUUCCUCUAAACUAUAGCACACCUGCGUUCCGGAACCUUUUUAUGUGGAUCCGGCACCUCUGCAGCUGGAAGUAAAAUCUCCUGCAGCGAUAUUAUCAAAACAAAUAGUUUCAGCUUUUAAUUCACCAAAAGUUAAAACAGAACAACAACAAAAAUCGUAAAUAGAAAUGCUCAAAUAUUGCUAAUAGCCAAUCAGUAGUAUCUUUCACAUAACAUAAUCAUUUCAAGUUCAAAGUUCACCUGAAUUCGUUGUCACGAAGAGAAGCCGACAGUCACGUAGCAUGUGCUGUAGAGUGUGUCAUGGUGAAAAGAAAGCAGUUAUCAAGAACGCAAACAAAAUACUGAAAAGGCAAGAGUCCAAGAGAGUGAGUGGCAUCAGGUCACUCACCAAAGCAGUUUGGUGACCGUUCCCAUGACUAGCAGUGAUAACGCUAGCCUGAUUGUGGAGGACUUUUUAGAAGUGUUUACGAGGCUAAACGUUGUCAACCUGCGCAUGGCUUCGAAAGUGAGAUUGACUGCCCGAAAUUAAAUAUAAUUAACAGCCCAUGUACAGUCAUUUGGGCUUUUAGGGAGUACAGGGAGUCAAAUAGACCAACCGUUCCAGAAGGACUGAGGCAGUUGAUGGCUACUGUGAACACCAUACCUAUCUCCAGUGGAGCGCAAGCAGGGUUUCUCUCAAAUGAAUCUCAUCUGUAGCUCGCAGUGUGCAUCUCUUCUCAUCCACACCGUUUCAUCUCUGAUGGUUUUGAACAUGGUUUUGAACGGUGGUGGGUCCACCGCUUACAAUCCCGAGCCAUUUGUGUGCUCAUGGAUACGUAAGGGACACAGGGAAGAGUAGGGGGACACUGACAUGACAGCUUUGUGGAAUAUUUUAUCGUAGGUAAGACGACUUUAUUCUUGAUUAUGUUGUGCAGUUAAUGUUAGUUUAUUGUAAGUACGCUUACUGUAUGAAAUGAAGCUUUGUUUUUGAAGGGCUUUGGGAAAAUGUGUUUUGUAGCUAACUGAGGUGACAGCACAUAAGCUGAAAGAGUGUGCAAUUCAUAAAUCUUUCCCUUUGUAUUGAGAAUACUCACUUCUAUUAAGUUCGUUAUGCUAUUACGUCACUGCACCAGUGUGAUUGAUUACACAGACCUUGCUAUCAGCAUUGAAUAUCGUUGGCUACGUGAGAUAGUGGAAGCACUUUUACAUGUCUGUAAGUUUGAGGAUCAGAACCUUUCUGUGCUUCCCGACCUGCCGGAUCGAUACCCUCCUAAUGUCCCGGGACCUGCAGAUUUACAGAUUAAGCACUGGUCACAAGAUAUCAUCACCAAAUGGUUCCAGGACCAUGACAGAGAGUCUUCACAGCAUCAGUGUCCUGUACUGACCCUCAAUUGUAAUCCUAACAAGCAUCUUUGGGAUGAGGUAAGGCGUCGUGUCCAUCACAUUGGCGGUAACUAAGCAACACAUAUAUAGUUCAACAGUCCUUAUAGUUCAACAGUCCUGCACAACACAUCCAGAGUCCUGUAGAGUCUGGCAUCCCAGAGUAGAGCAGCUCAUUGUGGCAGUGAAUGCCCCAAACUUUGUUUGAUCCAUUAUACUGUAUGUUUGCCAACUACAAUGUCAUAGUUACAUUAGGACAUUAUUCCAAUAGUUCUUCGUAAUUCCUUUUCGUAAUAUGGCGACAUGAAUAGAUGCUAGGGAGUUCUGGGCCCCUUGAAUAAAUAUUGAUAUGGGCCCACACCAUCCUCCACCCAUAUCAUAUAUGGUAUAAGACAGUGGUUUUCAAAGCGGGGGCCGCCAGGGGGCGCCCGGGGGGCCUCAACAAUUUGGUGUGAAAAAUAAAUAAAUACAUGAUUUUCUCUUUCUCACUCUCAGACAACCACACACACACAAUCAAUUCCUAAUGUAAUGUAAUGUAAAGAUGUAAUUAUAAAAUAAAAAAAGGGGGAAAUAUAUUCAGAAGUCUGUAUUUUUAAUGUGUUUUAAAGACAUCUAGCAAAAGGGGGGCCUCGGUCAAAUGUCAAUGCCAUUUGGGGGGCCUUGCCCUGGAAAAGUUUAGGAACCCCUGGUAUAAGAUAUGGGCAUGAAGGCCCAUAUCUACAGUGUCAUGUAACCUAAUAGGGAUUUCUUACAAAAUAACAAUAAUAAAAUAAAACAAAUGUUUAAAAGUACCAGAAAUAUAAUAAAAAGACUAAACCAUUUUAGGGAGGGGAGAAUAGAUAUCUGGAAAAUGUCUUUCAUGAAAUUGCAUGUUUUUGUGCUUUUCAUUAAACUCUCAGGCAUACAAGCUGUAGCUGUAAAAUAUAAACUAUAAUUAUUCAUUGAGUAGGAGCCUCUACAGCAUAACUAUGGGAUUUAGUGGGGCCCCUGGGCAGUGGGGGCUGUUAUAAUUGUCACCGCUUUUCACCCCACUAAUGACACAUAGUAUACUACUGCGCCAACCAAAUCAUGUCAAAAUUCAUCUGUGAAAGUUUUCCUGUAGCAACAGGUUGGACCCCACCCUUAAUCUCAGCAUAUUUCCUUAGAUUCCUCACAGAAAAGCUUCAGCUGGGGAAUCUGUAACUAAUGAGGACUUUUGGCGAUAUGUUUUUUUUGUCCACAUGGUCCCAAAUUGUUUUAUUACUUACUGAAUGCAUUCUACAGAAAGGUUUAGCAUCUACAUUUUCAGUGCAUGAAUUAUGCACUCAAACUCAGAAGACAUGCUGCAUGCUCACAACACAACACAAUUCUUUGGGUAUCAUUGUGCAUUUCAGACACAUAUACUAGUUUAUAAUAGUGCUAUGCACUUUAUCCUUUAUUCAUAACAGAUAUCAUGUCACCUUUUCCCAUCAACUAUAAUAUGAUUCGAUUAUUGUUGCCCGAUAUAAAUAAAUGACAUUAUUACAGUUUCUAUUAUAGUUACCAUUUGCCUUUAUUGUUUUAAAAACUCAACACUUUCUAAACUCCACUGCUGUAUAAAUAGGACUCAGGAUAUUUAAGCCAAUGUGCACUGAGAAAGGCUUCAAUAAGCUUCAUUUCACCACCACUGAUUUCUGUAGCAGGGGACAGUGGCUUAGUGGGUAUGACAAUUGCCUCACACCACUGCUAUGAGACAAAACCCCCAGGGUUCAAAUCCUGCCUCCACUCUGUGUGCAGAGUUUGCAUGUUCUCCUGGUGCUUCAGGGUUUCCUCCCCCAGUCCUCAGACAUGUGGUGUAGGCUCAGUAGCAUUUCCAAAUUGUCACUGUGUGUGAACGGAUAUGUGAACCUGUGUGCCCUGCGACUGGGUUGACACUCCUCCAGCAUGUCCCCCACCUUCUGCCCUGAGUUCCCUGGGAUAAGCUCCAGGUUCCUGUAGCUCUGAACUAUUGAUUUUUAUGAAACAUGAUGGGAUUAUGUUCUUCUUUAUUAAC
Messenger RNA from Ictalurus furcatus (blue catfish), 7849 nucleotides. Its product is annotated as kelch-like protein 20. The transcript has 11 exons. Bases 525 to 2390 code for a protein of 621 amino acids. NCBI's taxonomy places the organism in Eukaryota, Metazoa, Chordata, Actinopteri, Siluriformes, Ictaluridae. The record is from RefSeq and is a predicted model, not a curated record. Gene Ontology annotation, molecular function: protein binding.